Messenger RNA from Salvia hispanica, 1833 nucleotides. RefSeq names its product C3H4 type zinc finger protein. The record is from RefSeq and is a predicted model, not a curated record. NCBI's taxonomy places the organism in Eukaryota, Viridiplantae, Streptophyta, Magnoliopsida, Lamiales, Lamiaceae.
CUACUCCGUAUGUAAAUAAUUCCAAUAUUUGGAAAAUAGGAAAAAUCCAACUGUUGAAGAAGCUUGAAUGACCCAUCAACAAAAGGAGCUUCCAUCUACCAGAAAAUUUGACUCUGAUUCUCAGCCUUCGCCAAACCCUAGUUUGAGGUGAUUUAUACGGAUAAGGUCGAACAACGCCCUUAAGCUCGGAGAUAUUACUGCUACUUAAAUUUCAGCAUUGUAGGAAAGGAUCUGAAGGUUUUUACUAGGCCAUUGUCCCAUGUUUCCAGAGUGUUGUCUAGGGUUGGCAGACUUGAAUGGAUUUUCCCAUUCUGGGACAUCAUCAUAAAAUUUUAACUGACGAAACUGAUUUGUUGAUGGAGGGAGUUAACAGUCGCAGUGAUACUGAACACGUUAUUGACAUAACAAGCAGUGGUAGUGCUUCUUCAUCUAAUUCAUCCCAUGAGAGGCCAUCACCUGGUUUGGAACAGCAAAGAAGUGAAGACCUGCCAUCUACUAGUUCUAGGGUUCCCCUUUAUCAGCCUCAACCUUCUACUGCCAGUGGGUCAAUCUCAAGGAAUUCACUAAGUCGAAGAGGAAGUACUCGCAACCGACAAAGAAGUCCAUUAAAUUCCGGGUUAUGGAUAUCUGUUGAGCUUAUAUUAACAGUCAGCCAAAUUAUAGCAGCUAUUGUUGUCUUUUCCUUGUCAAGAAGUGAGAAACCGCAUGCCCCUUUGAGAACAUGGGUUGUUGGAUAUGCAUCUGGCUGUUUGGCAAUACUUCCUCUUCUAUAUUGGCGUUUUAAACAUCGUAAUCAAAGUCAAGAGCAGGACUCAUCUCAGAACGGACAAGAUGCUUCCCUGAGCAAUAACUCUGCUCUUCCUUUCUCAAGGAGAUCAAUAAACAGAGAAGACAGCUGGACAACUGGUACAACAACUAGAAGCACUCAAAGUAAUGAAUUGCUGAAUUCGAGGCUUAAGGUAUUUGUCGAAUAUUUAAAGCUAGCUUUGGACUGCUUCUUUGCUGUGUGGUUUGUCGUUGGAAAUGUAUGGAUUUUUGGAGGCCACUCGUCGUCUGCUGAAGCUCCAAAUUUAUACAGGUUGUGCAUAGUGUUUCUGACCUUCAGCUGUAUCGGUUAUGCUAUGCCUUUUAUUCUGUGUGCUACGAUCUGCUGCUGCCUCCCCUGUAUAAUAUCAGUCCUGGGCAUCAGAGAAGAUUUUACUCAGAACCGUGGAGCUACUCAAGAUUCGAUUAACUCUCUCCCAACCUAUAAAUAUAAAAUCAAGAAAAACAAGAACAGUAAGGAACAUAGCUCUAAUGCAACCGAGGGUGGGAUAGUGGCUGCUGGAACGGAGAGAGAGCGCGUAAUAUCAGGAGAGGAUGCUGUUUGUUGCAUUUGCUUAGCGAAAUAUGUCAACAAUGACGAGCUCAAGGAGCUACCUUGCGCUCAUUUCUUCCACAAGGACUGCGUGGAUAAAUGGCUGAAAAUCAACGCCACGUGCCCACUCUGCAAAGCCGAGGUUGGUGAUACCCUUUUCAGCUCGCUCACUGCAGCAACUGCCAGCCUGCAAAACAGCACCAUGCUGUAUCGGUGAGGAAAAAUAAACGCAAAAAAAGAGCUCGGAUGAACUUACAAAUUGUUCGUUCGCCAACUGUGCAUAGUCGAUCAUGAGGAGGCCUAGACCCGCAAUCCUAUCCUGUGGUUUUUGGGCCGAAAUCGCAAUUCUACUGUUGUACUUUGAUCUAUAAGUGUUCUUUGCCUAGUAUACUGUGAAUUGUGAAGAACAUUGCCAUGUAUUUAAGGAUGGGAUAAAUGAAUUUAUGUAAUUGUAAUGUAAUAUUGAUUCAUGUUCA